AUGCAUUCAAACCACAUCCCGUAUGACUCGAAAGACUCGCCCUCUCUAUCAACCAACAAUCCGGGCUCCACGAGCUCAUCACAAUCAAAUGUUUAUUUCGUCUACGGCUCCCUGAUGGACCCCUCAACCCUCCAAUCCGCCCUCCAAACCAUUUUUCCACCCACCCUCCACCCAGCAACUCUUACCGGCUAUCACAUCAAGAUGUGGGGUUCAUAUCCAGCCCUGCUCCCUUCCUCUCCAUCUUCGUCAGUCUACGGCAUGGUUUUCGAAAUCAGUGCUUUUGAGCACGCGAAACAGAUUCAGCAACGCUUGGAGGAAUAUGAAGGGUCGAAUUAUAAGUUGGAAGAAUGUGUUGUGGAAGUUCGAGGAAGGGGAGAUGAAGAGGGAAAGAUGGUGAAGGCAAGAGUAUUUGAAUGGAUUGGAGGGGAGGAAGAGUUGAAGGAGGGAGUGUUUGAUCUGAAGGAUUAUCAGAUGAGGAAAUUAGAGGGAAGGAGAUAG
Aureobasidium pullulans EXF-150 is the source of this 498-nucleotide messenger RNA. RefSeq lists its product as uncharacterized. The record is from RefSeq and is a predicted model, not a curated record. The coding region runs from base 1 to 498 and encodes 165 amino acids. The transcript has a single exon. Lineage: Eukaryota; Fungi; Ascomycota; Dothideomycetes; Dothideales; Saccotheciaceae.